Mya arenaria is the source of this 8516-nucleotide messenger RNA. RefSeq names its product glutamate-rich protein 3-like. The coding region runs from base 192 to 4778 and encodes 1528 amino acids. The transcript is spliced from 24 exons. Gene Ontology annotation, molecular function: protein binding. NCBI's taxonomy places the organism in Eukaryota, Metazoa, Mollusca, Bivalvia, Myida, Myidae. The record is from RefSeq and is a predicted model, not a curated record.
UGGUCACGUGACUUACCUGGACGACGAACUGGUCGUGUCAACAAAUUUUGUUCCGAACAGUGGCUAAUUUUCUAGGAAAUAUACUCCGUUUGAACAAUAUAGCAAUGGAAUAACAUACCCUAAGGCGUGAAAAUCGUGUUGUCCCCUGUAAAAUUUAUUUAUCGUGAAGAACGAUCACAGAAGCAAGAAAAAUGAGUCACAUUCACGAUGGCCCCCUGGCGACUUACAAUUCACUCACUGAUCCAAACCUGUCUGGCUAUUUCGGCAAUACUCGUAUGCGCAGACAUCUGCGAAAGUCUGGAUUGGUUACGCGUCGUGGCGAGAUUGUUGGUGAGAACCAGUACCGACUCAACAUGGCGCGUAAGGAACACAAGAAGCAUGUAAAGGACCUCCUGGCACAGGCCAUCGUUCACAAGACACUCGAUCUGGAGCGGUAUCGGCAGGUUGAAAUCAAAAAGAAGCUGGAGGAAAUCUCAAAGAUAGAGGUGGUUCGCAGAGUUAGAUUGGACAGAAGGACACAGCAGGAUGCCAGUAUAAUGCCUUUACUGUCACCAAAACCACGUAAAACCUCCAAGAAUUCAAGGGGCCGCAAAGGGGAUGAGGAGGUGUUGCCCUAUUUAACUCCACGGUCACAGAGUCGACCACAGUCAGGCCCCUCCGACAUAUCAUCUACGGGGAAACGCCCUAAAUCUGCCCCUGCGCAUCAUAGGCAGCGACACUCUAAAACCUCAGGCUAUACUGAUCCCUAUGAUGAAGUGAUAUACGUGGAUGAUAAUGGUCGCCCUAUGACCCCACCCCCUGCCUCUGAUCGCCCGUCCUACAAGGGUUCACUGCGGGACGGUCACACUGACAAUAUUGACACUCGUCAUCUGUAUGCUCUUGACUCUGAGGCAUUACAACAGUAUGCGCUCCGUCUGUCCAAGUCUGAACGGGGCCGUGAUGGGGCCACCUCUCCAUAUCUCAUCUCGGCUUAUCCAACACCACCGAAACGAGAGCGUACUCGCUCCGCCCGGGUUGGCCGUCACUCACCCCGCAGGUCAGCUAGAAUGUCCGCUAGACCAGAAUACACACAAAAACGAUCAAGUGGAGUCAAGAGUCAUUCUGGGGAACGCCGGGAGAAAGACUCUGGCACUGUUGAAUUUCAGGCUGAACAAAAGAACCUGCACAGUGAAGGAGCGUUAAUGUUGCAUCGUCAGGAGCCGGCCAUGAUGCAUCAGGGAGAGGUACAGACACUGUGUGAGAUAACGAUGAAGUACCACGGGCCCAACCUGACCCUCCCCCGGGACCAGCGUGACCCCACCCAGGAGGUGCACAUAGAGCAGCAACACUGCGGUGGUAACACACUCCCUGUCUUCAGGGAGCGGCUGCAAGCUGGAAGCACUUUCUCAUUUGUAUCACGUCGUCACCGUGGAUACCCGUUCAGUUUGACACUGUACAUUGACGGACGUAUGGACUGCCGUGUGAGCACAUGCUGCGAGUACAAGCACGGAGUCGGCGUAAAACUUGGGGGAAAGAUGGGACACUUUAGCCUAACUGGCAUCACAGGGGCCACACCCUGCUACAAAUGCAAGCUGAGCUGCCAGGCCCCGCCGAGGAGCAUCAAGCUGAAGAAGGGGGCCCAAAAGAAAAAUCAACAGCCCCAGGCACAUGAGGAGGUCACCGUGGAGGGAACACCUAGAACUCCAAUUAAGGAAAAGAAAAAGCAGCCAAAGGAAGAAAUUGCAGGAAAGAGUGAUGAUGACAACUAUGAUGAUGACUUUGAAGAGGAAGAAGAUUCUAAAGAAAAGUACGCAGAUGAUUUUGAACAUGGGGAUGAAGAUAGGCGCCACAUUAUAGGUCUGCGAGAUGAUGAACACCGCGUGAAUGGAGAGACAGUCUUAGUGGACGUGCAGCAGAAGGAGGAGAAGGAGGGGGCUCUACCUCCCCACAGGAGAAUUGAGGGCUACUCGUCGGAGGAUGAGGAUGCUGAAGGCCGCGGUAUGAGUCCGUACAAGGUCAAAGCUGACAUUCAUGCUGACAAAGGUGGAAAGAGAUCAAGAUCUGUGUCUUCCUCAUCAUCGUCUUCAAGAUCACGUUCCAGGUCAAGAUCUAGGUCGUCAUCUAGAUCAAGGUCAAGAUCUAAGUCGUCAUCUAGAUCAAGGUCAAGGUCUUCAUCAUCAGACAGAACACCAAGAAAGGAUGCUGAAGAUCAUGUGAUUCAGGCAAGGCCAAGGUCACCUGAACCUAAAGAGACAAAAGUUGCAAAACAGGAAUAUGUUGUUGAUAUGACCACAGCAAGGUCAGAAGAAGGUCUGGGUACAGCACGCAGCACAACGAGCACAACAAGUGGGGACCUGACCACUGAGACCGAGGCAACGUCUGACAGAAUGACACCUAAGCCUCCUGCUGAAAAAAAAUCACGGUCGGCUUCAUCAAGCUCCUCCAGCACCCUGACGUCAGACAGCGAGGACGAGAAAUACUCACGCAAGAAGAGGGAUAACAAGAUCCGCAAAGAGAAUGAACAACGGAGGCUAGAGGAAGAAAAACAGAGGAAGGAAGAGCAGAUGAAGAGAGAGAAGGAACGACAGGAGAAACUUGAAAAUGAUGAAAGCAGGAGGAAAGCUGAGGAGGAGGAGAGACAAAAAAGGUUCAUGCUGCAGAGGAAUGAGAGCCAGGAGAGGCUGCGAAAGAUGGAGGAGGAGCGGAAAAAGAGGCUGGAAGAGGAGAGGGGGAAGAAAGAGGAACAUGACCAGGCCAAGGAGGAGGAGAAGCAGAAACGCCUAGCAGAGGAGACAAGAAUGAAGCAAGACUAUGAGAGGCAACUCAAUCUCAUCAAGAGCCAGAGGGACAGUGAUACGGCCACCAGUGUCAGUGAUGAGCAAGUAAAACCAUCCGGCAGAAGGUUGUCAAGCUCUAGCUCCAGCUCCAGCUCAAGUUUUAGUAGCGAGUCUGAGAAAGAGAAAAAAACCCAAAAGGUUUCUGAACAGAAGUCUUUAACUGCAGUUACUGUUUCUUCAUCUAGCAGUGAUACCAGUAGUAGUACAUCCAACAGCGACAAUGAGCAAAAGCAAGAACAAAAGUCGGACCCUAUGAAGCACAUGACAACUAUUUCUGAGGAAGCUGAAAAGAAACCAAAAGGAAGAAGGUCUUCAACAUCUAGCACUGGAAGUACUUCUAGUAGCUCAGGUGGGGAGUAUGUUGUAAGACCAAAUGCAAAGAAGAUUUCUGCUACUAGUUCAAGCAGUUCAUCUGAAGAUGAUAACAAGGCUAAACCAACUACGCCAGCAAAAUCAGAAGCUGUGAGGAAAUCCCCUUCACCUCCAACAGUGGCAAAGAAAUCUUCAAGUUCAUCAAGUUCUAGUUCUAGCUCUGAAUCUGAAUCUUCUUCUCGCAAAUCAAAGUCACCAUCACCUAAAUCAGAACAAGAAAGACCAGUGACAGCUGUUCAAUCUUCUAGGACAAGGAAUUCUUCCUCUUCUAGUUCUACCACAAGCACUGGAUCUUCAGAAUCUGAAUCUGAUGCUAAGCCUGUUGUUGAUAAAGAGCCCUCUGUGGUGGUUACAAGAACACCCCUAGAACCUGAGAUGACAUUAAAAGCCACUCUAUAUGAAGAAGAAGCUGUUAAACAAGUAGAAGAAGUUGAAGAAAAUAAAGCAGUGCAUAAAGGCAUGUCGAAGGAGGAGACAGAGGACAGCAGCUCUGAUUCCAGCUCUGGAUCCAGCUCGGACUCCUCAGACACAGAGUCAGACUUGGGGGAUAAACAGCCUCCUGGUGGCAGACAAGCAACCACUGAAAGUGAACAAGAAAACACUUAUGGAGGUCACGACCCUGAUAGUGUAGCCUCCCCAGGGCUCGGGAUGUUGAGCCCAAAAACACACUAUGGCUCCAUACUUCCUAUGGUGAAGGGGGAAUCCUCUGUUGACCUCAGUGGUGUCAAGCUGGAUGAAGCGCAGGUUAUGGAGCUGUCCACCUUCAUCAAAGAGAGAGAUCACAUCCGGGAAGUGACAUUAUGCAACACUGCCCUCACGGACACCAUGUUCACCAGCCUAGCCCAGUCCCUGCAGGCCAGCCAGUCCAGUUUCUACCUUCUUAACCUGGGCGUCAAUAAUCUGGGGCCCAAGUCAGUCACCCAGCUGGCCCCUGUCAUCAAGAACCAGGCUGGCCUUAAAGUUAUCAUAUUGAAUGGUAAUCCCAUCGGAAAUGUUGGUUCCAAGUUGCUGUGUGAUGCACUCACUAAAACAAAGGACCCCUUUCCAUUCCUACGUCGCUCAUCUGGAUAUCUCACACCCUCUGAGGCCCGCAAACAGGCAGAUGAAGGACAAGCAGUCAAGUAUGAUAAUUCCGCUGAAGAGGGAUGCAACAUCAAACAGAUGGAUUUAGGCGACUGCAAGAUUGGCGAUGCUGGAAUUGCAGAGAUUUCACGAUUUCUUGAAUCAAACAAGACAUUGACGUCCCUAAAUUUAAAUGGAAAUAAAGAAAUCUCACCCUCGGGCUGGGAAAGGCUUGGACAAGCAUUUAAGAAGAACACAACACUUAAGAAUCUGUCACUAGAUCACACUGACAUUGGUGAUGCUGGUAUUGAAAGCUUGGCCAAGGGUCUGAGGGUGAAUAUUGGCCUACGCUCUCUUGAGCUGGAGCAUAAUGCUUUGACUGAGAAAGGGGGACAGAUACUUCGUGAUCUAGUGAGGGAAAACACAUCCAUUAUUGAUCUUACCAUCAUCUCUGGGAAUCAAGUGUCGGAAAACAUGCAAGACGAAAUUAAGAAAUACUUGGCAUUGAACAAAAACUUAGUAUCUUAAGAAUGGAAGUGAAUUUUAAGUAGUUGUAAAUUCAGUCACAUAUUAUAAAACUUAUGAUAUGACAUGGUAAUUUUUAAUCUUUGUUAACAAUAUUAAGUAAAGUUUGUCGUGAAUGUAGAUAUUAGUUCCAAUAAAAGGCAGAGGUUUUUUUGUCAUUAAUUGAUUGGACCUGCCUGUUGGUGUGGUUUUAUCUAUCCCAUUCUGUAAUGAUUUAUCCCAAUCUGUAAUGAUUUAUCCCAAUCUGUGAUGAUCUAUAACGAUCUGUAAUGAUUUAUCCCAAUCUGUGAUGAUCUAUCACAAUCUGUGAUGAUCUAUCCCGAUCUGUGAUGAUUUAUUCCAAUAUGUGAUGAUCUAUCCCAAUCUGUGGUAAAUCAGAAAUGGUUUUGUUUUCUUUCUGAAGUGAUUCUUAUAUAUAAGUCCUUAAUAAAAUAUGUCAUACCCAAUUCACUUAUAGAAAAGACAAAACAUAAAAUAUGUUUAUUUCUGUUUUAAACUUGCAACAUACUAAUGUUGUGCUAUCAAGCACAAUGAAAUAACAUUUAGGAAGUGGUACCACAUGAUUUGUGUUUACCACUGCUCAAGAACAAUACUUACAACCUGCACACAAUGUAGGUGCAUAUACACUAUGAAACCCAAAACGUGGAUCUGUUCUCCUGUACACUACUGUUUAUACUGUAUAUACAUGUAUUGACAAGUGUUUUGUUGGGACACUCAAACCCAGAGUAAAUGUAAUACAGACACACUUAUUUAGUACGAGAUUUUAACAUUUCUUUUAUUAUUUUUUAUUGAUUGAUAACAUGUAUUACAUGGUGUUUAUUUGUGUUGUUGCUAUUUAUUUUGCUAUCUUUAUCAUGUAAUAGAUUUGGACUAGUCUUCAUUAUGUACACCAAUGGUAUUGUUCAUGUUUGUAGAUCUGUGUUUGAUUGUUGGCUUUGAGAGCACUGUAGCAUUUAGAUAUUAGACUGUUUUGUUCAUUCAUAAAUGUUUAUAAUGAUGUUUGCACUUUGUAUUUGUCAAGUAUUACACUUCUGAUGAUGCUGUAAAAGAGCUCUUCAUGCCCCUUCACACAAAAGACUUGACAUAGAAUAUAGCUUUUUAUGCUCAGUUGUCAUCAGGUACAUAUAUGACAACCUGCUAUGGGCAGGUUUCGGUUAUCUUCUUUUAAAUUUAAUACUACACCAAUUUUAUUGUUUUGUUCUAUGGAUUUUGGCAAAUAAACUCAAGUGAAAGGGAAAAAAAUAAACAUAGUAUUUUUGCAUUUUGUUUUUAGAACAGGAACCAUUUUUCUGAUAUACUGAAUACUCUAAAUUGAAAUGUUAAACAAGUAUGCCCUUUAAGUGUCAUUUCAAACAUAAGAAUCUUGUCAAAAGGUAAUAAGCCUCAUAAAGUUCUCCGCAUAAUACACUUUUUCAUGAUUUGAGUCAUUAUUGCUUUUCAGGAAAGCAGAGUGGUGUGGCACUUAAGAAUGUUCAAUAAGAGCUUUUAUAUGGAAGGAUUUUUUAACACUUUGGUGAAAAAUAAAAGAAGUAAGCUGAAAAAUAUUAUAUUUUUGCAGCUUUUGAAAAAUAAGUCCAAAAAUCUGUCAUACAAAACAUUAAUUUGGUGUGGCCUUAGAACAUGAUUUUUAAGAUGUAAAAAUGAAAACUUGGUGAAGGUUGAUAUUGCUUUAUGAUUCUCAUGAUUAUAACCAUCAUAGGAAAUUACAUGUGUUAUUUGUAGUAAAAUAGUUAUGAUAUCAUAGGAACACCAACUAUUUUUAUUUGUAACAUGUAUAUGCUCAGUUACCAUAUUGUUCACUGUGAUAUAGAAAAUGUGAUCUGUUGAUAUUUCAUUGAAGAUAAAGUGUAUGGUUUGCUCAUGUUAUUUUUUAUAAAAUUGUGUUAACAUUUUUCUGUUAACAUUUAUUGUCUAUUUCAUUACCAAUAACUAAACAUUCAGAAGGCCUUAGAUUGCAUUUAUUCCUUGAGUAUAAUAUAUUAUUAUAUCUGUUGUGUUAAAGUGUGUAUUGCACUAGCUGCUUCAGGUACAUGUAGGUCUUAUUGAGAGAGGUUUUGCUGUCCAGUGUCUACAAUAGCACUUGUAUAGAAAGCCUUUUUAAUCAGCCAAUAUGCUAAACAUGGAUUUACUGAUAAACUCAUUCUGUAGUUACUGAUACAGUUACGCAAACAUUGAACAACCAGGCCACUGGCCACUAUAGAUUUGCAUUAGCUUUAUUAUUGAUCUAGGGUCUAAAUUCGUGCAAAAAUGUUUUAUUUCUAGUUUCUGUCUUCAAAUUACUAUCAAUCAAAUAUUGUCAGUAGCGCCCCUUAGUUGCUGGAGGCAGCUAGAAUCAAAUGUUCUCUAUAAGGCCCCUAAGUUGCUGGAGGCAGCUAGAAUCAAAUGUUCUCUAUAAGGCCCCUUAGUUGCCGGAGGCAGCUAGAAUCAAAUGUUCUCUAUAAGGCCCCUUAGUUGCCGGAGGCAGCUAGAAUCAAAUGUUCUCUAUAAGGCCCCUUAGUUGCCGGAGGCAGCUAGAAUCAAAUGUUCUCUAUAAGGCCCCUUAGUUGCCGGAGGCAGCUAGAAUCAAAUGUUCUCUAUAAGGUCCCUUAGUUGCCAGAGGCAGCUAGAAUCAAUUGUUCUCUAUAAGGUCCCUUAGUUGCCAGAGGCAGCUAGAAUCAUAUGUUUUAUAUAAUGUCCCUUAGUUGCCGGAGGCAGCUAGAAUCAAAUGUUCUCUAUAAGGCCCCUUAGUUGCCGGAGGCAGCUAGAAUCAAAUGUUCUCUAUAAGGCCCCUUAGUUGCCGGAGGCAGCUAGAAUCAAUUGUUCUCUAUAAGGUCCCAUAGUUGCCGGAGGCAGCUAGAAUCAAUUGUUCUCUAUAAGGCCCCUUAGUUGCCGGAGGCAGCUAGAAUCAAUUGUUCUCUAUAAGGUCCCUUAGUUGCCGGAGGCAGCUAGAAUCAUAUGUUCUAUAUAAGGUCCCUUAGUUGCCGGAGGCAGCUAGAAUCAAAUGUUCUCUAUAAGGCCCCUUAGUUGCCUGAGGCAGCUAGAAUCAAAUGUUCUCUAUAAGGCCCCUUAGUUGCCGGAGGCAGCUAGAAUCAAAUGUUAUCUAUAAGGCCCCUUAGUUGCCGGAGGCAGCUAGAAUCAAAUGUUCUCUAUAAGGCCCCUUAGUUACCGGAGGCAGCUGGAAUCAAAUGUUCUCUAUAAGGCCCCUUAGUUGCCGGAGGCAGCUGGAAUCAAAUGUUCUCUAUAAGGUCCCUUAGUUGCCGGAGGCAGCUAGAAUCAGAUGUUCUCUAUAAGGCCCCUUUAGAUUCAGCCAGAUUCAAUGCAAUUUACCUAGUGGUAUUUUAGCCUGACAGAUGAAUCAAGUAUAUAUAUGCACUGCUUAAAAUUUAUGUCAUGUUUAAAUAGAAAUAUAAAAGAGUAGAUGUUGCAUUCUUUCAAAAAGGUCUAUACAUUUGCUAGAAUUACUUUAUUUAUGUUUACUAUUCAUUAUGUUCCUGUAACUGAAAUAUUCUUGAACAAGUUUGUUUAAAAUUUAAAAUUAAGACUGAAUUAUUUUUAUUAUUUUGCUCUGACUGAAUAUCGCUUCUAGUUAAUGAGUCCGUGUCAGACUUUCUCCUGCACAUCGCUUUCUGUAUCAUGGAAACAAUUGUUUAUACCUUAUUUUUUUCUUGUUUACUGUGUUGUAGUCUAUGUUAGCAUGAAAUAGAAUGAAUGUACAAUUAUUCUAGAACUCUAGAAAUCUAAAUAAAUCUGCGAAAAACACAA